CAAAUAUAAGCCGCACUCGGAGCUUCCUCACAGAUGCGAGGAGGUGAAGACGCUCAGCUUCAGAAUGGCCGUGCUUACGUUUGUGUUGCUUCUCUCCAUCGGUCUCCAAGGAUGUGCUCUGACCUCGACUUAUGAGAUUGAGGGUUUGCAAAGUGCUCCAGAUGAUAUCAACAAUGGGGAUGUCUGCAAGGACUGCACCCAAAUAUUUGAACUCCUAGUUGACAUACUCUCCAACGCAGACCUCCAGAAAAAGAUCAUGAAUGAGAUUGAAUCUCUGUGCGACCAUCUUCCCGCACCAGCCGCUGCCAAAAUCUGCAAAGAAGAGGUGGAGAAGGUGCUCCCGGUGGCCAUCAACUUCGUGACUGUUGUUGUAAAACCAGCAGAAGUCUGCAAAAUGAUUGGGCUCUGUAGCUCCUGUGACAGUCGUGAGAAGAUGCUCAGGUAUUUUGUCCAGGAGGUGCUACAGGCCGCUGCGACCAGUGACAAUGGGAAGCCCGCAACAACAUGCGCCUUCUGCAUUUUUCUUGUCAAGACUUUGGAGGAUUUGCUGCCAAAGGAAAGGACCGAGGGCGCUGUGAUCAAACUGCUGGAGGAGAUCUGCCACAUUUUGCCCUCCACCUACCGCAACCAGUGCGAGGCCGUCGUCGACAAGUUCAGCAAGACGGUGCUGGAUGCAAUCCUGAGCUACGCCACCCCUCAGACCAUCUGUGCCCUCAUCCACCUGUGUAAAGGCCAGGAGGCGCCUCUUGUGGAUCCGUGCACUUUGGCGUCGUACAGGUGCAGAGACACCCACACUGCCCUCAGAUGUGGAACUUUGUUCUACUGCCAGAAGUAUGCCUGGAAGCCGCUGAGCUACAACACACUCUAAGAUCCAACAGGGUGGGAUCGAAAAUAUGAGUCGACGAUGUUUUGCUGCAAAUGUUUUCCAACUUCUCGGCAUUCUGAUAGUAUUCCUUUUAUUUCCUGAUUUGAUAUUUUACAGCAUUUUGUGAUUUUUUUGCGUUUUGAUUGACCGCCUGCUUUUAGAGAGGAAAUCCACAGUUUAAUAAAAACACAUGGAUUAUCUGAACUUCAGCUGAAAAGAUAUAAAGGCUUUACUGGAUCAAAAAGGUUAACGGCUUAACAGUUGUUUUGUAUAAGAUUUGUUUUUCUAGAUUUCUUUUUUUGUACUAACCAAACAGUUUUUUAUAUAUCAUGACUUUAUCAGCUUCAGAUGAUGUGUUCUUGUAACGUUAUCACAAUCAAAUAAAGUAUGUGAUACGGCUGUUACAUGAC
Molecule: messenger RNA, 1275 nt
Organism: Stegastes partitus (bicolor damselfish)
Lineage: Eukaryota; Metazoa; Chordata; Actinopteri; Pomacentridae
Product: prosaposin-like
Exons: 10
Coding region: 65-868 (267 amino acids)
Biological process (GO): sphingolipid metabolic process
Cellular component (GO): lysosome
Source: RefSeq, a predicted model, not a curated record